This is a messenger RNA of Cryptococcus amylolentus CBS 6039, 1315 nucleotides long. RefSeq lists its product as hypothetical. Gene Ontology annotation, cellular component: membrane; Golgi apparatus. The record is from RefSeq and is a predicted model, not a curated record. NCBI's taxonomy places the organism in Eukaryota, Fungi, Basidiomycota, Tremellomycetes, Tremellales, Cryptococcaceae. Gene Ontology annotation, molecular function: CDP-diacylglycerol-inositol 3-phosphatidyltransferase activity. The transcript is spliced from 7 exons. The coding region runs from base 388 to 1062 and encodes 224 amino acids. Gene Ontology annotation, biological process: phosphatidylinositol biosynthetic process.
CAAUAUUUUGCCAUCCCUCAUCUCCACCAUGGCACCCGCGACCCGUUCCAAGCCCUCCACCCCCGCCCCCGAGAUCACCAUCGAAGAGCCCACCGCCUCCGCCUCCACCUCCUACUCCCCGAGCCCCCUCGGAGCCGGCAACGUCAAGCAGAGACCGAGGGACGGUAGCAGGAGCCGGGAGGACGAGGUUUGGGACCCCAAGUAUGCGGUGGAUUUGGCGUGAGUGCCGCACGACAUGAAUUUUGCCCGCCGAGACGCUGUGCUGACCAUCCUUUUCUUUCCUUGGCGCCAUUCAGGACCACAACUGUCGACGAGAAUGUCUUCCUCUUCGUCCCGAACCUGAUCGGCUACACCCGUGUCAUCACAGCCGCCGCCGCCCUCUUCUUCAUGCCCUACCACCCCAAGGCGUGCUUUGUCCUCUAUUCUGUGUCCUGCCUUCUGGACGCCGUCGAUGGCCAAGCCGCCAGAGCUCUCGGACAGACGAGCAAAUUUGGCGCGGUGCUUGAUAUGGUUACCGACCGAUGCACUACUGCUUGUCUGCUGUGUUUCCUCGCGAGCGUGUACCCUGCGUACUCUUUGGUCUUCAUGGGUCUCAUCACCCUGGACUUCUCCUCUCACUACAUCCACAUGUACUCCUCCUUGGCCACGGGCUCCUCUAGCCACAAGACUGUGACUCAGGAUGUCUCCCGUAUUCUCUGGUACUACUACAACGACUCUCGCACCCUGUUCGUCUUCUGCUUCGCCAACGAACUCUUCUUCGUCUGCCUCUACCUCAACUACUACUGGACCUCCCCCGUCUUCUCCUCUAUCCCCAUCCCCACUUCCCUCCUCACGUCCGACCUCGCCAUCGCCCACCCAAAGCUUAUCGGCGGCCUCGUACAGGCGGUGAAGAAUGUCACUUGGCCGCAGGUGGUGGCGCUCUUGACGUUCCCGAUUUGUGCGGGAAAGCAGAUUAUUAAUGGAGUGCAGUUUUGGAAGGCUAGUAAGAUUCUUGUGGGUGUCGAUCUUGCCGAGAGACAGGCUGCUCGAGAAGCCAAAGCCCUCAACACCCGUGGCCGGUAAACUCCUCUUUGCCUAAUCUGGAGGAACCGAGAGAGAAGGCGUCUAGCCUGAAUAUGCGAUAACCGUUUCUUUGUAUACAUUUACUUUCUUCCCUUCCAGAGAUUGGGCGUGCUACUUGGAGCGUUCGUAUUAUUUGCACCUCAUAUUGCGGUGAGGGCGGAGAGCGUUUGCAGGACGUGUGGAUAGGAUUUUAUGGAUGGUACUCGUACAAGUGUAUCGACAAAUGGAAAUGCAUAUAUAAUGAUCAAAGCAA